This is a messenger RNA of Dendronephthya gigantea, 575 nucleotides long. RefSeq names its product eukaryotic translation initiation factor 1-like. Bases 82 to 399 code for a protein of 105 amino acids. The transcript has 3 exons. Gene Ontology annotation, cellular component: eukaryotic 43S preinitiation complex. The record is from RefSeq and is a predicted model, not a curated record. Gene Ontology annotation, molecular function: translation initiation factor activity; RNA binding; ribosomal small subunit binding. Gene Ontology annotation, biological process: translational initiation. NCBI's taxonomy places the organism in Eukaryota, Metazoa, Cnidaria, Anthozoa, Malacalcyonacea, Nephtheidae.
UCGUAAUAACGAUACGUUUUACACACCGACCUCUUUUGGCGAAGUUUUUACUCUAUUUUUUCCUCUUUUUGCUGUCUUCGUAUGUCGGUUCAAAACUUCAAUUCAGCCGAUCCAUUUGCCGUCGACAAAUCUGAGCAGGAGGGUCUCAUUCAUAUCCGAAUUCAACAAAGAAAUGGCCGAAAAACGCUAACCACUGUUCAAGGAAUCUCAGAAAAAUACGACAAGAAACGACUUGUGAAGUAUUUUAAAAAGAACUUCUCGUGCAAUGGAACAGUGGUAGACCACCCUGAACAUGGUGAGGUUAUCCAACUACAAGGUGACCAGAGACAGAGCAUUCAUGAUUUCCUAAUUGAAAUCGAUCUUGCAACAAAGAACCAAGUCAAGGUGCAUGGAUUUUAAACAAAGAACAGCCAACUUUAUUUUCUUCAGAACUUUUUUUUCUUAAUAUAUGUGAAUAAAAAAGUCUAGCUUUAUGGCUGCGAUGUCCUGUAAAGAAUUUAUAUAUAAUGGCAGUUUUGUAUUCGGCUUGAGUACUCCAAAUUAAAAUCAAUAAAAAAUGGGUAUGCUUGAGUUUU